This is a messenger RNA of Ruditapes philippinarum (Manila clam), 4196 nucleotides long. RefSeq lists its product as uncharacterized. Gene Ontology annotation, biological process: negative regulation of MAPK cascade; protein dephosphorylation. Gene Ontology annotation, cellular component: cytoplasm. The record is from RefSeq and is a predicted model, not a curated record. Bases 225 to 3395 code for a protein of 1056 amino acids. Gene Ontology annotation, molecular function: MAP kinase tyrosine/serine/threonine phosphatase activity; protein tyrosine/threonine phosphatase activity. Lineage: Eukaryota; Metazoa; Mollusca; Bivalvia; Venerida; Veneridae. The transcript is spliced from 11 exons.
GUCAAAUUUUGCAUAAAUUUAGCACUAUGAAACCAAAUUUUAGCACUAAAUAACCUCAAGUAUCUUAAUCGACGAGAGAUUAUGAGUCAUCAACAAGAAACAAAUAGGGGAUUAUAAGGUCAAGAAAAUGAUGGUCUAUAUACAGAACCAUUUGUGGCGAAAUUCAAGCAUGUGGAUAAUGAGUGCAAUAUGAUUAGAUGAGGUCUUCAGUAUAAGUCUCGACUAUGGAUGAAAUCGAUUCCAGGAGAACAUUAUGGAUGUUAAGUCAAGACGAAGACCCAUGGUCCGAGAAGUCCGGGAAGGUAGAAUCACCAUCGUCUGACCCGAGUACAAGGUUACCUGUACCUGGAUCAAUAUCACCUCAUAGUUUGGUUUGCAGCACGUAUGCCGACAGUGGUUUCCCAUCAUUACAGUCAUCGCUGACGUCAUCAAUCGACUCCGGACACCCUUCGUCCUUACAAACAUCAGCUGUAUCACUAGACAGUUCUUUCUCAUGUUUUCAUCGUUCAUCGAGCUUCAGUCUCAGCUUUAGCGAGAAGCGUGCCGCCGAAUUAUCUGGCAGCAAUGUCGUAUCUCCCGACGAGGGCUAUGAUGACGUUGAUUCGGGACAAGAAUUGUAUGCUAUUAAUACAUUAGAUCGUACGGAACACCAUACAUUAGAUCGUACAGAACACGGCAACACUGCGUUAACUACUUGUGUAUCGUGCAGUAAGCAAAGUUACUAUGACACUAAUGAUAAUGUGGAGUAUAUCUCAGGAAUCCACAGCUACCCUAGACACAAUAUUCAACCUGCUGUAACCAUAGGUCAGAUUCAUACAUGGAAACCAGCUCAACUUGCGGCUUUAUUGAAAACAGGAUUAGAAAAGUACUUACUGAUAGAUAGCCGUUCAUUUCUGGAGUACAACGACAGUCAUAUUCAACAGUCAACAAAUGUUUGCUGCUCUAAGCUGGUGAAACGGCGUCUUCAAAGAGAUAAGAUUCACAUUAAAGAUUUCCUCAUGCAGACGUGUCAUAUCGACAUUGAGGAGUUUAUGGACGUGGUUGUAUACGACCAAUGCACGGAGGAUCGUGAACGACUGUCAGACGACAGUUUUCUCUCAGUCUUACUUGACAAACUCUCAUCUACUUUUAAAUCGGUUGCGCUUCUAAAAGGAGGAUUUCUGGCUUUUCAAGCCAUGUAUCCGUCCCUUUGUGAGAGUAAGACCAACAACUACAGAUGUGCUGCACUGACCUCCCUAUCUCAGCCAUGUCUACCAGUGAGCAAUGUUGGGCCAACAAGAAUUCUCCCAUUCUUAUACCUGGGCUCACAACAGGAUGCUCUCUCAGAGGACAUUGUAAAGGUAAACGAGAUAACAUACAUCCUGAAUGUGAGCACAACAUGCAUCAAACCAGCCAAUAUAUCAGAUGGUCAUUUUUUGCGCAUUCCAGUAAACGACAACUAUAGUGCCAAACUUACACCGCAUUUUGAACAGGCAUUCCAGUUUCUAGAUAAAGUACGAGAAGCUAAUGGUUGUUGUUUGGUGCACUGUUUGGCAGGGAUUUCUCGAUCACCUACAUUGGCGAUAGCCUACAUCAUGAAACAUUUGAACAUGUCCUCCGAUGACGCUUAUAGAUAUAUAAAAGAAAAACAAACCCAAAACGUUUUCUCCGAAUUCAACUUUCUUGGACAGUUGCUGGAGUUUGAAAAACACCUUAAACAGGAGAAAGGUGCAAUAGAUAUGAACAACAUUGAUAAUGUCAAUAAAGAUAAGGGUGAUACAAGAAGUAUUGACUUUAAUAACACGAGGAACUCUAUGACCAUGUCCUGUCCGAGUAUUUCAUGGAAACAAACACCGUUACUAUUAAGUCCCCAAACAGCUGUCUCAAGGAAAAAAAUGGAUUUUCAAAGUACUAAAAUACAAAAUUCUCAGGGUUUAUCAAUGCACGGUGAAGUUUGUAAAUUUGUUCGACCAGAUGACGAUUCUGAACAGCGUACUGGAAAAGAAAAAUUCAAACAUGAAAAUUUACCAUUAACUAAAUCUCCAGUGAAACAUUUUUUCAAAAAGGAUAGUUUGAAGUUGACUCAAGGAUUUUGGGGGUUGAGCAAACUCAGGGGCGAUUUUGAGGCGUCAGAGACGCCAUCUCCGAUUGUGAACUUACAACCAAACGAGUAUAUAUACUCUACCUCAUUCACUAACACACACAAUGCACCACCAUUGCUGUCGCCAUUUCCUUGUGGCGAGACAACAAUACCGGUGCAUUCUACGACAGAGGACCAGAACUAUGUACCUUAUUCAGGGAAUAUACAAAGACAAACAACUUGCACAACAAUCACUGAGAAUUCGAGAGUUGUGACGUCCGAUGAACCAAAACAUUUCCAAGUUAUUUCUAGUCUCUCUGAAUCUAAACCAAUGACCGACCCUUUGACUUGUUUGACCUCUGACACACCAAGUGCCACUGAACCCUUUUCUCUCUCAGGACCAUUUUUGAAAGCAGGUGGUAAAAGACCGUUACGUAGUUCUUUGUCAUUGUCUCUAUCGCCUGUAGACGAAACAAUCAGGGACAUUUUAAAGUUUGGUUUCAAGUCUUUCAAUGAAAAUUUAGAGAAACUAAGUAGCUUUCCUUCUACCUCUCUUGAUAAACUAAACUUUACCCCAUGUCUGUCAAGUUCAAAUGAAAAUUUACAUUCAACUUCAACUUCUCCCAGAUCAAGUGGUUUGAAAAGACCGUUGAAUAACGAUAUAUUUGACAUGAAUGAAAGUACUUCAACUCUUUCACAAGGAUCCCAAGGCAGUUGUAAUAGUUCAGCACUUAAUACAUCAGCAUCAUCAGUAACAAAUAACCAACCAGUGGUGGUAGUUAAAAAACGUGAAGGACGUGCAAAAAGGCCCAUGGUACGGCCAAACAGUAUUGCUUUUUCAACGUAUCCAACUUUUGACCUUGGUUCAGAUUGCCAAGGCUCUCCAAAUUCUGCAAGCAGUUCAGCAUCUCAGGACGACACAUCAGAACUGUACGCACAAAACGGUAGAAAAUCAAAGCACUCUGAGUACAUGGCCGACGUUAGGUUUCGUCUUGGCCGUUACUCUGAGCGAGAAGUUUACAGACAAAUAACUGCUGCUAUGGAAGCUGCGAUGAUGAAAUCUCAAUCAUUUGAUGCAAGUCGUAAAUCACGUAGCUUAGAUGAUAUACUUAGUUCCGAGGACGAUAGCUCGGCCCCGAAUUGUGAGUUUUCGCAUUUUGACCGUGUUUUACGUCGUUGUGGUUUGAAUCGUGAUAGAUUUGCUUCCCCACCUCUGUUAGAAAAACUUGCAUGUGUGUCCGAUAUUUCUGAGCACUAUCAAUCAAACAGCAGUCUAUCUUCCACAAGUAGUCACACUUCUGUACACGGUAGUGUGGAGCUCAUUCAAGUUUCUUGACACAUGUUUGUAAAAUGUUUCGUAACUUUGGUCUGUAUAUAGUGAUAAUUUAACGUCUGUGCAAUUUGAUAAGUAGCAAAAUUGUUUUGCUAGAAAUUUACCAUUUGAGAAUUUAUGUCAUGUGUUUAAAACAUUUUACGCUUAAAUAGGCUGCUGUUUGUCUUAAAGUUUCCAUUUUGAGUUUUGUUAUUGUUUUUGUUUGUUAUAUUUUACUAUGUUACUUUGAGAUGUUGUGCCUUAAAUAGGAAGAUUUCAUUCAUGUCUGCAAAUAGAAAGCAUGUUUUUAUUUUGAUGCACUUACAUAUGCAUUAUUUUUUUAUAUAUUUUUUUUGUGAAAUUGAAAAAAGAAGAAUUGACUUUUAUUUUUACGACAUUGGAGUUUAGAAUCCUAUCUUUAUUCAAGCUUUAGAUUUGCCCUGCCAGAAGUCAUUGUUUGUAAAUGACAGUUAAUAUUUACUUCUGUUUUUUACACUAUUUAUUAGCUCACCUGAGCUUGCUCAGGGUGAGCUUUUAGGAUCGGUGAAUGUCCGUCGUCCGUCGUCCGUCCGGCCGUCCACAAUUGCUUGUGAACACUCUAGCGGUCGCAUUUUUGCCUCAAUCAUCAUCAAACUUGGUCAGGAUGCUUAUCUAGUUGAAAGCUCGGAUGAGUUCGAACAUGGGUCAUCUCGGAUGAAAAACUAGGUCACAAGAGCUAAAAAUAGAAAAACCUUGUGAACACUCUAGAGGUCACAUUUUUGACCCAAUCAUCAUCAAACUUGGUCAGGAUGUUUGUCUAGGUGAUAGCUCGGAUGAGUUCGAACA